CUUUUUACCAUUUUUAUGUAAUUGGGCGCUGUUAGCGUAAGUCUGCGGACUUUUAGCAUUCUGAGAGGGGUCUAGGGAAAUGGAACCAUCGUAUCUUAUAGAAGGUUGAUGCCAAAUAGUGUUUUCUUUUCAAAUGUCCCCAUUUGCUAUUUGCCUAUGAUGUCAGAAGAGAGUUGGUCUGUAUGAGCUGAAGUUUGGGUGGCUUAGUUGGAGUAAAUGUUGAAUUUGAUACGCUAUGACACUGAGAUGCUAAGAAUGUAAAAUAACUCGGUGGUCUCUUCCUAUUGUUUGUCUGCAACAAAGUUAUUAUUGCAUCUGUUGGGUUCCUAUAGUAGCUGUACUGUCUACCACGUAUAUGAGCAACAGUAGUUGGUAUAAUUUUUUGCAGUUUUACCUAAUGAAACUGGCACAUGUGGCAAAGGUAGUGGUGCUAGUUGAACUCCUAUUAUAUUUCUUGUCAUAUUUUUUUGUAAGUUUGCAGGAAGGAUGCUUGAUUUUAUUUGAUGAACAUCUUUAAUCUGUUCAAAGAAACGGGACAGAUACUGGGCAGGCCGGUUAUAAUGCCGUCGCUUUCUCAUACGGGGGACCUGCUGGUUCUGAUGAUCCGAAUGAUUCAGUCUCUUCUUAUCGCCCAUCUUUUCCUGUGCCAGAAAGCCUGUUGAAUAAGCUGUUGAUCCAGCAAUAAUUGUCCAAGGUGCAUAUGUUCUUCUAAGGAUUAAAUGUCUAUUUCAGAUGGUUGGAGCAGAGAUGAAGUUCCUACUAGUGAUCCACAUUGUUUCCUUACGAUCUAUCUUGACGUAAGGAAUAGGCAGCCUCCCUCCGAGAAGGUGCAUCAGAUAAUUGCAAGAACUGCUCUAUUUGUCAGUGAGCAUGGGGGACAAUCAGAGAUUGUGUUAAGGGUGAAGCAGGGAAAUAAUCCAACAUUUGGGUUCUUGAUGCCUGACCAUCAUCUCCACAGCUACUUCCGCUACAUUGUUGAUCAUCCUCAGCUGUUGAAAGAUGGCUCUGAUGCUGACACCAAUAAAGGCAACAAAAUUGUUAUGGGUGAGAGUGAGAUUGCUGCCUCGUCAAGCGGAGCUUUAUCAUUGCUUGGGGCCGUCUAUGAGUCUGGAGAUGAGGAUGAAGGCGUGCUUCCAGCUAGUUCAAAAGGCAAGGAUCCUGGAAAUGAAGCUUUGCAUGACAAUGCCCACAAAGGCUCAUCAUUCCUUGUACAUGACAACGAAGUGAAAAAAGAUCAGACAGUAACAAUAGAAGCAUCCACUUUAGUAAAGGAUAAACCUAUUUUCACCAAGAAGAACCCAACAAUUGCUGGAAACAGCAUUGUUGCUGCUCAGCGGGAGAAGGUUAAAGAUGCCACGACAGUGUUAACCACUUCUACCAAGUCUGACAACUCUAAAUUAGGUGUGUCUGACACAAAAGAAAUGAUACUGGAACCACCAUCCAUUUUGAAGGGCACAAUGGAGAAAAUAGUCGAGUUUAUUCUCAGGAACGGGAAGGAGUUUGAACAAAAGCUCAUUGAGCAAGACAGGAUGACAGGGAGGUUUCCAUUUCUUCUGCCGUCUAAUCCAUAUCACUCUUACUAUCUCAAGAUGCUUCAGGAAACCCAAGAGUCCAAGUCCCGUGGUGGUGCUUCAGAGCACAGAGACAGAAGGAGCUCUUCAGAGCGCCAAGACAGGAGGAGUUCUUCAGAGCGCAGAGACAGGAGGAGUUCAGAACGUAAAGACAGAAGGUCCAUGGAGCGCAAAGAUAGAAGUUCUUCAGACCUCCGAGACAGUGGCCACGACAAGGAAGUAACUAAAAGCAAGGGACGGGGAAGUGCUAACAAGGACUCAAGCACUUCUGAUAGAACCUCCGCGGAACCAUCACAGAAGCAGCUUUCUGACAAACAAGGGGAGGGGAAGUUCCAGUUGGUCACUGGUGGUGCCAAGAAGGAACUUCCUCGGACGGUCACUGCAGAUGAAGCUGCUGCUAUUGUUAUGGCGGCUACUCGUGGACUGGGGCCUGCCAAUCCUCAACCUAACACGCUAAAAGACACGGUUGACAUUCGCCAUAUACAGGGCUCAGGUGCAGUGUCCAAACCUGCUUCAAAUAGUGAGCCUGGCAUAUCAGUCACAAGUAGUGAUCAGCUAAAGAAGGAAGGUAUUGGAAUUAUCGAUGAUGAUUGGAUCACAAAUACAAUCGCAAAAGCAGUUGCUGUUGCCGCCUCUAAAGAGGCAGAUUCUUCUGAAGCUUCCAUGACAAAUGAGCAGAAGCUGAAGGCUGAGAGGCUUCGGCGUGCAAAGAUGUUCACUUCAAUUAUUAAGGGUGGUGGCAACAAGAAUGAUCUGGUGACACAGGAGAUAACUAAUGAAUCUGCAAGGGCCGCUCCUGCUAAUUCGAACCUCCCCGUGCCUCCAGAACCUUUGGCUAGUGAACGGGAAGGUAGCUCUGUGCAUUUUGAACGGGAAGGUAGCUCUCUGCGUUUUGAACGGGAAGGUAGCUCUGUGCGUUUCGAACGGGAAGGUUCGAAUAUGAUCAAGCAGGAGAAAGACUCUGAUGACGAGCAGAACAGGGCACGCAAGUACAGAAAGCAUCAUCCAGAAUCCGAUGAGGACAAACAUGAUUUGGAGGAGGGAAGUUAUAAACACUCAAGGAAGAGGCAUCGUUCGGAGCGUUCAAGAGGCCACAGUAAGGAUGCACACAAACGUAAGCACAAGCAUCACUCCAAGGAAAGGGAGUAUAGGGAUCAUAGCUCUUCGGAAGAUGAGCUACGCAGUUCCAAGUCAAGGCAUCGACAUAGGGACGAUCAUCACUACGCUGAAGAUGACGAGCAUAGGAGGCACCGGAGGAGCCAUCGCUCUGGUUCCAAAAGGAAACACAAGGAUGACGGAGAUCUCAAUGAGCAAACUCUUGGCCGCGCUGAAGCCUCCCAAAGCACGCCUGAGCACAGGCAUGGAUCAGAGCAGCCCCCUAGCGACACUGCUCAAUCUUCGCAGGCGGCAACUCAGGUCCCAGAUGAGCUGAAGGCGAAAAUUAGGGCGAUGCUAUUAGAGACACUGUAAUACAUUGUGCGAUGUGAUGUAACACUGUACUAUCAUGUUCUUUUACAUUCGGCGCCUUAUUUGUUACAGUCCAGUUCCUUUAUUUUGUUCAAGCAUUUGUCUUGUUAAAAUAUCC
Messenger RNA from Triticum dicoccoides, 3156 nucleotides. Its product is annotated as SWAP (Suppressor-of-White-APricot)/surp domain-containing protein. The record is from RefSeq and is a predicted model, not a curated record. Gene Ontology annotation, molecular function: RNA binding. NCBI's taxonomy places the organism in Eukaryota, Viridiplantae, Streptophyta, Magnoliopsida, Poales, Poaceae. Bases 720 to 3041 code for a protein of 773 amino acids. The transcript is spliced from 5 exons. Gene Ontology annotation, biological process: RNA processing; mRNA 5'-splice site recognition.